This is a messenger RNA of Nicrophorus vespilloides, 686 nucleotides long. RefSeq names its product yrdC domain-containing protein, mitochondrial (gene Tcs1). The transcript has a single exon. Gene Ontology annotation, molecular function: double-stranded RNA binding; nucleotidyltransferase activity; tRNA binding. The record is from RefSeq and is a predicted model, not a curated record. The coding region runs from base 24 to 665 and encodes 213 amino acids. NCBI's taxonomy places the organism in Eukaryota, Metazoa, Arthropoda, Insecta, Coleoptera, Silphidae. Gene Ontology annotation, biological process: regulation of translational fidelity. Gene Ontology annotation, cellular component: cytoplasm.
UGCAGCUUAAGCUGCUGAAGACAAUGGGGGUAACCCUGAUAAAUAAUCCAAGGGCUAUUUGCAAUGCAGUAAAUAGCCUUAAACAAGGUGGAGUGAUUGGUAUACCUACAGAUACAGUUUACGGUUUGGCAUGUAAUGCAACCAACCUACAAGCCAUAGACAGUUUAUACCAAAUCAAGACUAGAGAUUACCAGAAACCUUUAGCUAUCUGUGUGGGAGAAGUUGAUGACUUUAUGAAGUGGGCAGAGGUGGGACAUUUGCCUGCGGGAUUAUUGGAGCGAUUGCUGCCAGGACCUGUAACUCUGAUUUUGCAUACAAAGAAGACAAGUGCUCUGGACAAAUCCUUGGUAUGUAAAGGCAAGGUGGGCAUCCGAAUUCCAAAUUAUAGCUUUAUCAGGGAUGUAGCCAAUCAUCUGCAAGCGCCCAUAGCUUUGACCAGUGCCAACUUAAGUAGUCAUCCAAGUUCUGUGAGUGUGGAGGAGUUUCAGGCAUUAUGGCAUAAAUUGGAUGGUAUCUAUGAUGGAGGUCAUUUGGGUGAAUCCCACAGGGGAGCAUCAACAAUCGUCGAUUUAUCUCAGAAAGGACUUUACGAGAUCGUCAGAGAGGGAAUGGCCUGUGAGAGUACAGUGGGAAUAUUAGCAGCGUUUGGUUUUACACGCAAAUAACAAUAAUUUUCUAAAUAAAUU